Molecule: messenger RNA, 761 nt
Organism: Spodoptera frugiperda (fall armyworm)
Lineage: Eukaryota; Metazoa; Arthropoda; Insecta; Lepidoptera; Noctuidae
Exons: 4
Source: RefSeq, a predicted model, not a curated record
CUAGAUUGUCUCGGGAACGUUUUGUAACGAGUUUGAGUGUGGCCUUGAAUUGGAAAAGGUUUAUUAUUUAAUAACUGUCGCAAUAAUAAACCGAAGUAAUGGGGUCGUUAGGAUUUUGGAGCAUGCUAGCGAUACUCUUCCAAACAGUAUUAGUUGUGAUUCUAAGUUGGCUGACUUUAGACUGUAAGUUCGAGCCGGAUGACACCGAGUUGCAUGAGAUCACGUUGAUUAAGAUCCUGUACUUGUAUGACCCUGAAGCUUGUGAGAAGGUCUUCUUCUACAACGUGACAGCUAGCAUUGGUCACGAUAGAAUAUACACGAGUAUAGUGUGGCCUACGAAGAAUCACGUCGCUUCGAGAUUUAGAACAGAGAUGCAAGUAUGGCUGGCGCUACACUUAAUCUGGACGUUGUUUGCCAUCAUCAACAUGACCCAAGGACAGCGGUCGUGCAGUUUCUACGCCACCCUGCUGCCGUUCACCACCACUGGCAUCGCACUGCUCAUUACUGAUGUCAUAUACGCCAUAUUAUUCCUGAUCGAUGCUGAAUAUACCUACACUGAAACAACUAUACUCCUCUACCUGACGAACAAUGGCCAUCUCCGGGCUAUAAUGAAGAGGCCUUUAUCAACAGCCCUGGACGUGGAGGACACGUCCUGGAUAGCCGUGGUCAUGGCCUACUGCAGCAUCAGGGGCAUCGUGCAGUGGCUAGUCAACUUCUGGAUUGUCAAGGACAAUUACUUCGAAGGAUUGAAUCAUUAUCGU